Cicer arietinum (chickpea) is the source of this 2592-nucleotide messenger RNA. RefSeq lists its product as uncharacterized. Lineage: Eukaryota; Viridiplantae; Streptophyta; Magnoliopsida; Fabales; Fabaceae. The record is from RefSeq and is a predicted model, not a curated record.
AAAUCCCCUCAUGAUUCACUGGCGGUAUCUUCCUCCUGAGGUCCCACGAAAAAACACUAAACAAAAAAAUUAAACAAAAUAAAAUAAAAUAAAAAAAGACAAAAACGAAACCACUCAUCACAUUCAUGAAUUCAUCGUUCCUUCUCCAGAGUCAAUACUGACGCUAAUUCAUCAUCUCUGUCUCUGUUCCUCUUCUGUUAGUUCAGAAUUGGAACACAAAUCUCUCUCUCUGUCUCUGUCUCCUCUGUGUAUGUUUUGCUGUAUCAUCAUCAACCAUGGAACUCGUUCCAUAUUCCGACCCAAAUUCCGCCACCACUCCAGCAUGGCAGGACAUGUUCCGAUCUGCAUCCUCAAGACCACCCAUCUCCACCACACCUCCCCACGCGCCUUCAAACUCGUCCCACGCGCCGUCGAACAUUCCCCACGCGCCGUCGUCUACUCGAAGUGACGACGACCCAGAUGGCAAAAACACAUUUUCCGGCGAUCCCCAGGUACGACUCGCCUUAUACAUAGCUAUGGCACAUGCGGGUCUUGGUUUCGCCAUUUUCAUUCUCUACACUGUUUCCAAGCUCUUAGAACAGUAUCUUAGACCCAUUCAAUGGGCGGUUCUAUGUUCAAUUCCUCUUAGGGGAAUUCAACAGACCAUUGUUGCUUUUUGGUCUGAACCUCUCACGUUGGGACUCACAGAAACUGUUCUUGCUGUUCCUGUUGCUGUUUUCAGGGUUUUUGUUGGUACACUUGUUGAGAUUCGUGAAGCUUCUUUUAGAGUCAUUCUGAGGAAACCAAAACCUCAACAGAAUCCUCAAACAACUAGAAGACGUAGUGGAUUUUCCAAUUUACUUCGUUUGUUAGUGUCUUUUGGGAUUUUCAUCAUUGUUUAUGAGAGGCUUGGUGGUUUUGGAGCUUUAUCACUUUUAGGGUUAGGUUUUGUGUUUAGUUCUAAGAAUGUCGAUUCAACUAUGCACACUUUGUCUUCUUUCAGGACUAAUAGUUUCAGGAGAAGUGCCAUUAGUGCUUUUUUCACAAGAAGGGUUGUGAAAAGGUUGAAAAUUAUUGUGGCAAUUGGGCUUAUUGUUGUUAUGAUUGUAGGGUUUCUGACUGGGGUGAUUUUCUUUUCUUAUAAGAUUGGUGUUGAAGGAAAAGAUGCUGUUGUUUCUCUUAAAUUGCAUGUUGAAGAGAGUAAUUAUGGUGAGAGAAUUGGUGUUAAGAAAUGGAUGGAAGAGAAUGAUGUUGCUGGAAUGGUGGAUAGUUACACCACAAAGUUCUAUGAGACUGUUUCUGAUCAAAUUGAUGGGUUGGCUGAGCAAUAUAACAUGACUGAAUUUGUGACUGGGAUUAAGCAUUUUGUGAUAUCAACUCCUUCUAAUUCUUCAGCACCUUCAAGAGCUUUAAUUACUCCUUCGCCAUACACCGAAAAGUUCUUGAGUUUGAAAAGUCGGGUUAGGGACCGCGAGUGGAGCAUGAUUUACAUGGAACUAGAUUCCCUUUUCCGAGAACUCGUGAUCACCCGCGAGGAUUUAGUCGAAAAAGCAAAAGGCUUCGCCUUUAAAGGAAUCGAUGUGUCACAGCGUGUUCUCGCUAGUAGUACAACCGUGCUGGGAAGGGGUACAAAAUUUAUGUUGUCCAUAGCUAAUUCAAUAGUCUCUGGAGCUGCAGAGGUUUUCAAUUUUGUGUCACAGUCAAUGGUGUUCAUUUGGGUUUUGUAUUACCUCAUUACAUCAGAAUCUGGUGGAGUAACUGAACAAGCGAUGCAUAUGCUUCCAAUUUCAAAUUCCACUAGAGUAAGAUGUGUUGAAGUUUUGGAUAAAGCUAUUUCAGGUGUACUUUUGGCUACUGCUGAGAUUGUAUUUUUUCAAGGAUGUCUCACUUGGCUUUUGUUUCGGUUAUACAAAAUUCAUUUCUUGUACAUGUCGACUCUACUUGCAUUCAUUAGUCCUUUGCUUCCGAUUUUUCCGUCUUGGCUUGCAACAAUACCAGCAGCGAUGCAACUUGUGAUGGAAGGAAGGUACAUAGUGGCCAUUUUCUUGUCUGUUACUCACCUUUUCCUUAUGGAUUACGGCGCGUCGGAGAUUCUCGAAGAUGUGCCGGGGAAUAGUGCUUAUCUUACCGGCCUCAGUAUCAUUGGGGGAAUGACAUUGUUCCCAUCAGCUCUGGAGGGGGCUAUUAUGGGGCCAUUGAUAACUACAGUCAUGAUUGCUCUAAAGGAUUUAUAUGCUGAAUUUGUUUUGGAAGAACCUAAAGACAAGGCCAAGCAGAAAACUAGCUAAGCUUCCUUCCACCUGUGUUUAUAAAAGUAUUUAUUUAUUGGCAUUUGAAGUUUGAUGAAAUUGCAUUGCUUGUUGGUGGAGUUUGCCUUUCAAUUCUGAGUAUUGCUCAAUGGUCAGUCAUAUUUUUUCUUUUUCUAUUUGUAUCAUAAGAUAAAUAUUUGGCAAAAAGUAGGGUGUUUUUUAGGGUCAUCAAAUAUUUUCAUUUCUUGGUGACAGUGUCUGUUGAGUUGUACAUUAAGAUCUGUAUUUAUUCAUGUAACAAUUUUUCUUAUUCAUUGUACCUAAAAAGAAAUAAAGACCUGUGCAACUUCUUUUGAACUAUUUA